AGGGAAGAGAAUGGAGCUGAAUGGAAUAGAGAAGAACAGUCAAAAAAGCGGGGAAGACAAUGCAACCUUUGAGUUCGAGGAGCAGGAUCAGAUAUACAUUGAUGGGGACAGUGCGCCUGAAGUUACCAACAACGAACACAAAAAGAAAGACCAAGAAAACAAAUGCUUGCGAAUAAAGGCAUUCCAGAGUUAUUUGGCAGAGCACAAAGACCAGAUCCGCCUGAUUAUACACCUGGUUUUAGCAGCAGGCUUUGUUGCCGUAGUGAUAGCGGCAUGUGUCCUCAACUUCCACCGGGCUCUUGUGCUGCUGGUCAUCUCCUUGGUAACCGUAUUCUUCCUGGUCUGGGAUUGGAUGAUGGGCCGGUAUGGCGACCGGGUGUGGGAGGAGCUCUCUCCUACCAGAGACCUUCUGAGCAGAAACUGGUUCUGGAUCAGAUGGUUACUGUACGUGCUGCUGCUGGUUGCCGUGGUGCUCUGGCUGGCACUGGACACAGCCCGGCGAGGGACCAGACAGCUGGUGUCUUUCUGUGGUCUGCUGCUCCUCAUCUUCUUAAUGCUGCUGUUCUCCAAACACCCGUUCAGAUGGUGUUGGCAAACCUUGCUCUGUGGGAUCGGGCUACAGUUUGUCUUUGGACUGCUGAUCCUCAGGACCACAUUCGGUUUAGUUGGAUUGGAAUGGGUCGGAGAAAAAGUGAAGGUUUUUAUGUCAUUUGCAGAUGUUGGGUCUAAGUUUGUGUUUGGUGACAGCUACAGAGACCAUCUCUUCGUCUUCCAGGUGAUGCCUAUAUUGGUUUUUUUAAGCUCCGUCAUCUCCAUCCUCUACUUCAUUGGUUUCAUGAACUGGCUCAUUCGCAAGAUUGGAUUCAUAAUGCAAGUUACCAUGGCAACUUCUCCUGCAGAAUCAAUGGCUGCAGCUGGAAAUAUUUUCUUGGGAAUGACGGACUCACCCCUCUUGAUUCGUCCAUACAUCAGUGGGCUCACUUGCUCUGAAAUCCAUGCAGUGAUGACAGGAGGUUUUGCUGGAGUCUCUGGUACCAUUUUGGGAGCCUAUAUCUCUUUUGGGGUCGAGGCAACACACUUGUUGACAGCAUCGAUUAUGUCCGCUCCCGCCUCCCUGGCUGUCGCCAAAAUGUUCUGGCCUGAAACAGAGACCCCCAAUGUGUCACCCAGUCAUGACCUCCAACUGGACAAGGGAGAGAGUAAGAACGUGUUGGAGGCGGCAUCCCAAGGUGCAUCCUCUGCUGUGGAGCUUGUGGCCAACAUAGUUGUCAACCUCAUUGCCUUUCUGGCACUUUUGGCCUUUUUCAAUGCUGUUCUCUCCUGGCUGGGUGGGAUGUUUGAUUAUCCGCAGCUCAGCUUCUCGCUCAUCUGCUCUUACGUGUUCAUGCCUCUCUCCUUCAUGAUGGGUGUUUCCUGGGACGACAGCUUCAUCGUGGCCGAACUCAUUGGAAUAAAGACGUUUGUCAAUGAAUUUGUCGCCUAUCAGAAAAUGUCGGAGUACAUCAAGAGGCGGAAGGCAGGAGGGCCAGAAUAUGUGAACCACGUAAAGCAGUAUAUUUCUGUCCACUCUGAAACCAUUGCAACCUACGCUUUGUGUGGAUUUUCCAACCUUGCUUCCCUGGGGAUGUCGAUUGGAGCGCUGUCGAGCUUGGCUCCAGAAAGACGGACUGACAUCUCAAAUUGUGCCUUCAGAGCUCUGAUUGCAGGCAGCGUGUCCUGUUUCAUGACUGCUUGUAUUGCAGGUGUGUUGUACAUCCCUGAUCUUCACUGCCCACACUUCCUGAGCACACAGUUCAACAACACCAAUGUGACCAGCAACUCAGAACUGGUCACCUGCUGCACACAGCUGUAUAACAGUGUGACAGUGUUUGAGCCAUGGAACAUGACGAUCGGCAAAGGAUUCAGUCACAACAGCUUGCAACACUGCUGCACGCUCAUACCCCCCACACACUUCAACUGCAGCCUGGUGGUUUGAACUACUGUGAACAAAAAAACACACCUCAAUCGUAGUGAGCCAUGUGAUCAUUUUAUAUGUAAUGUUUACUGUUUUUACAUAC
Centropristis striata (black sea bass) is the source of this 2057-nucleotide messenger RNA. RefSeq names its product solute carrier family 28 member 3-like. The transcript has 17 exons. Gene Ontology annotation, molecular function: pyrimidine- and adenosine-specific:sodium symporter activity. The record is from RefSeq and is a predicted model, not a curated record. Bases 11 to 1975 code for a protein of 654 amino acids. Gene Ontology annotation, cellular component: membrane. Gene Ontology annotation, biological process: pyrimidine nucleoside transport; purine nucleoside transmembrane transport. NCBI's taxonomy places the organism in Eukaryota, Metazoa, Chordata, Actinopteri, Perciformes, Serranidae.